This is a messenger RNA of Salvelinus sp. IW2-2015, 1433 nucleotides long. RefSeq names its product ras-related protein Rab-4A. Gene Ontology annotation, cellular component: recycling endosome; plasma membrane; insulin-responsive compartment. Gene Ontology annotation, molecular function: GTPase activity; GTP binding. Lineage: Eukaryota; Metazoa; Chordata; Actinopteri; Salmoniformes; Salmonidae. The record is from RefSeq and is a predicted model, not a curated record. Gene Ontology annotation, biological process: vesicle-mediated transport; regulation of endocytosis; Rab protein signal transduction.
AAAAGCGUUCUACGGGAAGUGGGAGGGAAAAUCCAAUAUUCACGGGUAUUAGGGAUUUUUCUUCAAUUAAUUUCGAAGCUACAGUGCCUCAAGAAAAACAAUAGGAUAUUGCUAGCAAAUAAAACACAACCAUUGCCAUGUCUGAGACAUACGAUUUCCUGUUCAAAUUCCUAGUGAUUGGGAAUGCAGGAGCUGGAAAAUCAUGUCUUCUUCACCAGUUUAUUGAGAAGAGAUUCAAAGACGAUUCYAAUCACACCAUCGGAGUGGAGUUUGGCUCAAAGAUAAUCAACGUGGUAAACAAAUAUGUCAAACUCCAAAUCUGGGACACUGCGGGACAAGAGAGAUUCAGGUCUGUUACACGGAGUUACUACAGAGGCGCUGCUGGAGCCCUGCUUGUAUAUGACAUCACCAGCCGGGAAACCUACAACGCCCUGACCAACUGGCUGACAGACGCCAGGAUGCUGGCCAGCCAAAAUAUUGUCAUCAUCCUGUGUGGUAACAAGAAGGACUUGGACGCAGACCGGGAGGUCACCUUCCUGGAGGCUUCUCGCUUUGCUCAGGAAAAUGAGCUUAUGUUUCUGGAGACAAGUGCUCUGACAGGGGAGAAUGUAGAGGAGGCCUUUGUGCAGUGUGCCAGGAAAAUCCUCAACAAGAUAGAGUCAGGAGAGUUGGACCCGGAGAGGAUGGGAUCAGGAAUCCAGUACGGAGACGCCGCGCUGCGCCAGCUGCGCUCCCCUCGUAGGGGACAGGCCGAGAGCGCCCAGGAAUGUGGCUGUUAGUGAACACGCUCAGUAUGCCCAGGACCAAGGCAGGUUGGUGAAGACUUCGAGGAAAGAUGAGAUGUAGGGAACAUGAUACAGGGCUCAUAAUGGUGGAGCGACUCUUCUCUGACCUUUAUCUUCCCAACUUCUGGAUGUUCCGUCAGAGACCCACAGAGAGUCCUGGAUUCCUGGCCCUACUCUGGACUGCUGAGCUUGUUCCCAGGCCCCUCAGACAAGCCCUUUAAUCAUCUGGGCUGUAUUCAUAAAGCGUCUGAGUAGGAUUGCUGAUAUGAUUUUGUUUUUCCUUUUAGAUAAUAAUGAACAAGAUAACAGGGAACCAAAAUCCUAGAUCAGCUAUAGUUUGAGAUGCUAUAUGAUAAUGGGACCUGACAUCUUACAUUCACCCCUGUACUUCUGCACUACGCUACCCAUAGCAUAUUGCAUUAUGUACAGUGUUAUCUGUAUAAAGAACACAUCAUAUAGUCCCUCAAAGCAGUGGUUCCCAAACUGUGGGGCUCGCCCCUGUCGGAAGGGGAGUUGCAGCGAUMGGACAAGACUGUGACUACCAAUUGGAWAACACGAAAAUUGGGGUGAAAAAAUGUCCAGAUCAACRWGCCCAAGUUUUUUUUUWMCCAGGUUUUUUUAGCCCAUUGAUUUUGUUGUAAUGUUUGA